Molecule: messenger RNA, 2599 nt
Organism: Didymodactylos carnosus
Lineage: Eukaryota; Metazoa; Rotifera; Eurotatoria; Philodinida; Philodinidae
Source: the annotation of a GenBank genome assembly
GUCCGUACCAAGAACUAACUUAGCACCUAAUGAAGCGACAAUAAGGACUGUGAUGACAGUGGUAAUAUCAUUGAUAGUGACACUUAAUUCAACUAUACCAUUGACCAUAAUAUUGGUUCGUCCAUCAUCGAGUAUCGCCGCACCGAGUCUGGAAAGCAAGUGCGACCAUCACACACUCCCCCUAGUAGUUUUUUGAGCAAUUGUUCUGAUAAUGAUCCAUACCACCGCAUGACUAUUUUCAAAAUAUGGAUUGUCAGUAAGAGAAUCGAAAUGGCGGACAGAAUGAUAUGUCGCUAAAAACCUUUUUGCUGCAUGUUCAUUCGUUUACAAGAAGAAUGUAUUCUUCUUCAGUGUAUUCUUCUAGGGUAUUCAAUACCCUAACUUUUUUCUAGACAAAAGAUAGAAAUAGAUAAUAUUGCAUAAUGUCAUAAAAACCAUCAUCACUGGAUAUGUGAAAUAAACUAAUAAUGUAAUGCUGUAAGCUAGCGCCUUAUAUAUGCAACUAGCUUACAGGCCAACUUAUGUCUUAUAUAUAGUACAAAACAGAAAAUAGUGAGUCACUGUCUCAGUUUGCAUUCAAAAAGGUCUUCAUUUUCAGUCAAAUGCCUCCUGCACAAGUCGUUACACAGAAUAGAAAAAUCAUCGAUACUCUUUUAUUUUUCACCUUUUUUCAUGAUAAGGGGAAAAAACAGAUGAAUAAAUCUUUACUUUCUAUACCGCACAUGAGCAGACUAAUGUGUUUUGGCUGACUGAGAUCGAUUAUCGCAUUCGUAUAUGUUCGUAUCUUAUUUUUUUCGGGUUCUUCAGGAUGAGUAGCGCGUGUCUAUAUGUAGUAGCUUUUAUUAUACAUACGACGAUGGCCUAAACUGAAAUAUCUAACAAAAAUAGACAACCAGUCUCGUGUGGUGGAUAGUUAACUAAUUGCAUAAUGACAAAACUAAAUCGCCACAGGGUAUUAGAAGUGAUUAAAAAGGUCUGGAAUCGAUUAACAUUAAUGAAGAGUAGAACUGAAAUAGAAAUUGAGAUUAAAAAAGAAAAAUCGGAAGGACCAUUGAAUUUUUUUCAUUUGAAUACAAUAGGACUAGGUGCUAUUAUUGGUGCCGGCAUCUUUGUUUUAAGUGGUAAUGCUGCUGCAAAUUUUGCUGGCCCGAGCGUAAUUAUUUCAUUUCUCAUCGCCGCAAUAGCAGCCUUUUUGGCAGCUUUAUCCUAUGCUCAAAUGGCCUCGAUGGUACAAAUAUCAGGGUCAUCGUAUAGCUAUGUUUAUACGACAAUGGGUGAAUUUUGUGCAUGGCUAGUCGGUUGGGAUUUAUGUUUAGAAUACAUAUGCGCUGUGGCUACCGUCAGCAUUAGUUGGUCGGCUUAUGUUGCGGCAUUUUUUCAAACGAUAUUUCAAAUCGAAGUUGAACAGCGAAUUUUACUAGCACCAAUCGGAUGGAACGAAACAUCACAAGCUUUUUAUUUAACCGAUUCAUAUUUCAAUCUACCGGCUAUGAUUAUUGUUUUUAUAUCGUCAGCCUUAUUACUGUAUGAUCUUCGAAUAACUGCUAUUGUCAACAGUAUUAUCGUUGUUUUUAAAGUUGUCGUUCUUCUUGUUUUUGUAUGUGCAUCAAUUAAAUUCAUUAAUCCAAAUAAUUAUCAUCCAUUUAUUCCUCAAAGCGAAGGCGGUCAGAAAUAUGGUGUCACUGGAAUGUUUCAUGGGACGACCAUUAUUUUCUUUGCUUUUAUCGGAUUUGACGCAAUAACAACUACAGCACAGGAAACAACGAGAAACAAAAAAAAAUUGUAUUUACCCCUUAGUAUUAUAACAUCGUUAAGUAUAUCAACCAUAUUAUAUGUCGGGAUUGUUUCGAUAUUAAUUGGUCUCGUUCCAUAUAAGCAGCUAUCCAUUAAGAAUCCCAUAUCAGUGGUUACACGUGCAACAGGCAUGAAAUGGCUUGAAAUUCUUGUUGACCUUGGAGCUAUUUUCGGUUUGAUGUCAGUGAUAUUAGUUAAUUUAAUUGCGCAACCACGGAUAGUACAUCGAAUGGCUAAAGAUGGUUUAUUACCAGAAUGGUUUAGCAAAGAACGUCAGAAGAAACAAAAACAAAAGAUUAAAACUGAUGACGUAGCUCCUGUUGCUGUAAUACGAGACGCGCCAUAUACAGCCACAAUUUUUUCAGGUAUUGUUUGUACUUUGUUUAGUGGGUUUCUUCCGAUUGAACUUUUGGGUGAUCUAACGUCAAUUGGUAUUUUAUUUGCCUAUUUAAUGGUACACAUCGGGAUAAUCAUCUUGUUUUUUACCAACCGUUUCAAAGAUAAAGCUGACAAUAAUUCACCGAAUAUUGAUAAACCUAAUUCUCCUGACGGAGUUGCAUAUAGCUCAGAUCAAAAUACUUUUGAAUUUCCAAGUAAAACAUUAUUCAUACCGAUUAUUGGUGUAGUAAGUUGUAUUUUUUUACUUAAUGCAAGUUUCCGGUGGACUCAAAUAAGAUUUGGUAUUUGGACAGUAAUUGGCUUAAUUAUUUAUUUUUGCUAUAGUAUGAACAACUCUAAGUUGUGGAAAAAUAAACAUGCAAACUUAGGUGCACCGAUAGAUCUACAUGGUGCCCCGAGAUCAUAA